Klebsormidium nitens is the source of this 3161-nucleotide messenger RNA. The record is from the annotation of a GenBank genome assembly. NCBI's taxonomy places the organism in Eukaryota, Viridiplantae, Streptophyta, Klebsormidiophyceae, Klebsormidiales, Klebsormidiaceae.
GAGUCGAGGACCUUUGCAAGCCUGCACGGACGACCCCCUGGGCCUGGGCCUUGGAAAACCCUGAUCAGAAUCACUCGUAAGCUUCAGCCAGGCUUUCACAAUCUCAAGCUCCCUGGAGAAAGAGAGGUGAAAUUUCAGAGGGGACGUUGCAUGGGCGCAAGGGGUUUUUAAUUUCAAGAAAUUUUCAUUUUCUCGUGGGGAGCGCAAAAGUUUGCUCAAAGUCACCCUGGGCUCACAAAGCAAGAUAUUGGAAGGUUCAAAAGCGGGGUCUAUUUGAGCCUGGGUCUGUUGUAAGCAAGAGUCGUGAGCGACCGAUUUUGCAAGUUCAAGGUUUAGUUUAUGAGGUGACCUGUCGCAAGCGCAGAUAGUGAAAAAUUACGUAGUUGCAGAGAAAAGGGAGAAAAAGCAGGGUUUAUUGCGUAACACCUGUGUCCCAGUUAGCGGUUGCGCAUUUCUGCAAGGAUGGGAACUUCCAACUCGACGAGGAGGUCUUCUGGCAAGCAUGUCGCAGCAUCUGGUGCUGGGGGCAGCUCAAGGAAUCAACUGUCGCAUCAACCGGAGGAGAUUUUGCCUAUUUAUCGGAAGCCCGAGCUACAAGACUUUGAAUGUGUCAUAUGCAAAGACCUGGUCUACAAACCUGUUGUCAACGCGUGCGGCCACGCCUUCUUUUGCUUCUGGUGCGCGCACGAGAGCAUGGGCGCAGGUUUCCAGAACAGCGCCUGCCCCAUGUGCCGCUCCACGUUCAGCCACAUGCCGCGCGUGUGCGAGCUGGCGCACUCGUACCUCACCAAGGUGUGGCCCACUGAGUACGCAGCCAGGGCCGCCGAGGUGGAGGAGGAGGAGAAGCAGCGCAACAUGUUCUCGCCUGAGCCGAUCGGCCUGCCGCAGACUGCAGGGAAGAGGAGGCAGGUCGACGCACUGUUCCGGAAUGGAGGGGGGCAGGUGGAGAGUGCGGGCGCUACACAUGCUGAGGUCCAGGCAACUAGCGCUGCCAGCAAGGGUUCAUGUGGAGAAGAGCCGGCGCAAGCGGACACCACGCAAGCAACAUCUACUGAGAUGGUGCGGGAGGGUUCGGACGAGAAUAGAGUGGAGGAGUUCACUGCUGGUGACUGCGAGUGCCUGCUGUGCAACAAGCUGCUGUUCCAGCCAGUGGUCCUCUCCUGCGGCCAUGCCUACUGCUUCCUGUGCUUGGAGGAGCGCUUCCCCGUGGGCCGCGUUGUGUGUGCCUACUGCCAGAAGGCGCACCUGGAGGACGAGGUCACGGUGUGCGGCCAGCUGCAGGAGGUGAUACAGGGCGCCUUCCCUGCCGAGACGCACCAGCGCAUCCGCCAGGAGCGCGCAAGGCUCGGCAACCGCACCGGCCUCCUCAAGCGGGUCGCGCAGCAGGACGAGCAGCCGGAGGAGCCCAAGGGCUUCGUUCACUUUGGGAUUGAAUGCGACGCGUGCGGUGUGUAUCCGAUUGUUGGCGAGCGAUACCAAUGCCAGGACUGCGAAGAGGAGAUUGGGUUCGACCUGUGUGGGCGCUGCCACGCGGCCCGCGAGCAGCCCAUGCUGGGCAGCUACCUUUUUCAACAGAAGCACUUGCCGUCCCACCGCAUGCACCGCGUGGCGCCUGUUCCAACGUUUCUGCACCAGGUCAUGGACACCCAUCCCGAGCUGAGCGUGUCCACCGUCAUCAACAUGGUCAUGAGCAUGGUUGACGAGAGGGGAGACGAGAGCGCUGGCGCGGCGCAGCACCGCAGCCCCCCACCAGACGAUGACGUAGACCUAGGGGAGACCAACCUGUUCGACGAGCCCGAGGCGCCGCAGCCGCAGGAGCACGGAACUGCAGCCAGCGGCCAAGGCGGAGCAGAAGUAGAGCCGCUCGAGUCCGGGUUUGAAGCUGGGGGGGGCGCUUUUCAGCACGACGAAACGGGGGCGGCUGCAGGGCCCCUGGACAUGACGUCACGCCUGGUGAGGACGGUGCUGGCGCAAGCGGAGGUGGAGCAGGCAGUCGGCCGGACGGGCCUGGAGGAGGAUGGCGCACCGGUGCAGGGGGCCCCGGUUGCCGCAGCCGGUGCAAUGUUGGAAGGUGACGGGCAGUCACGUGAGGAAGCAAACGGCGAACGAGGGGAUGAGGCAUCGGAAGCGCAACCAGGGGCGGGGGCCUCAUCUCGGCCUAAUGCGGAGUGGGUGUGGGUCAACGACUCUAGUCAGCAGGCCGAGCUGGGAAUGGAAAGGAACGUGGAGGAGUUGGCUGAUGAUGGGCCCGAGCAAGUGUCACGGUUGGGCGAGGUACCGGGUGUCGCUUCAGGGGAGGGUCAAUCGGAAGGGGCUCAAGAGGGUAGCUUGGUUGCAACGAUGGGUGACCAAGGAAGCGGCCAUGAAGAUUGUGUGGAUCGCGGAGCGGAAAAGCAGGAUGGAGUAGCAGGGGGGUCAAACGACGCACUCGAUCAGGGGGAAGGUUCGAGGGCGGGUCUGGACAUAGAAGGUCGACAAAGGGGUGCUGAGGAAGAAGGACAUCAGAUUUCAGUGGAAGAGGGGGCCAUAGCAACCGAUCCUCACAAUCAAGCCGCUGUCGGGCCUUGGAGCGACGCUGGUCGAGGUCGAGGGUUCACGGAGGAGUGGUGCGCUGCGCAUGACCAUCAGCAACGUGCCAGCUGCGAGCCAGGCCUGCGAAGGAGCGACUCGUACCAUCAGCUGAUGAUGGCAAGUGCGUGACGACUGCCGGAGGGACAGCUUGCUAAGAUGCUCGAUUGUUGCGUAAAGGUUGGAGAUCGCUGAUGAAGUGUAGAGUCUGUAUUUCUCGCAGAUUUAUUGAAGUUGGCAACCGUAAUGGGCUUUGUACAUUAGUUACAACAGUUACCGGGGUAGGCAUUUUCUGCUUGGCAUCACAUUAUGCCAAGUUGGUCAUUGUAUGUCAUCUGUAGAACAGCUCGCCGCUUGUCAGUCUUGAUUGGUUGGUCAGAGUCUGAAGCUGGGAGUCCGGGUCGAUUUGUGUAAAGCUAAGCUAGAGAGCAAUACGACCAGGAAGUGUACAUGAGCUUGAAAGCUUGGUUCCGCGACGUGACGCCGGAGACUGAACACAUGCAAGCCUGGGCCAUUACCAAUUCCGGCCGCCUGGGGGCUGUCAAUCGUGUGUGCGUCUGAUUCCAUCCCUGUAUAUGUUACUAAUUUCGUCA